AAUUGGAAGAGUCUACAUCCAAGAUGGCUGCGCCCAUAAGGAAAGCUGGGCAUUUAGGGACGUUGUUAAAACAUGUGGUUUCUUUAUCAAGAUCAAGGCAUUUAUCUUUUUGUUUAAGCAGACCCCUUACAACCCAAAUAGACAAGAACAAAAGCAGUGUCAGUUUGGACCUCGAUGUUCCUGACAAUGCUAAUAGACCUUUUGAUUCGUACUCAGAUUAUUUAGAUACUGGAAGACCGUUCACAGACAAUGUUUCUGAGCACGAAACUACCAUUCAGGAGGAGACCAAGAAAUCUGAAAGUUUUGCCUCAUUGUUUAGAAAUUCGCGUCUUGUCCAGUUAGGAGACCUGCACAGAAAGAUUCUUGCUGGCAGGAUAUUCCAGGUCAUCAACGAUGACCUCUACAUCGACUUUGGAGGAAAGUUCAUGUGUGUCUGCAAUCGACCUGCCUACCAACCAGAGAAGUACACAAAGGGUGUCCGUGUACGUCUGUUCCUGAACUCGUUCGAGAUGGCUUCCUCGUUUAUGGGGAGUAAGAAAGCUGUUACGCUGCUUGAGGCCGACUGUGUUCUAUUGGGGAUAUUCUCACCUGACUCACGUGAAGAGCGCAGACAGAAAAGUGAAGGCAUAGAUCAAUCAAGCCCCCAGACAGAAAAGCUUGAAGGUCUUCGUAGAAGCUAUGUCCAGCGUCCAGAAGCAACUAGCAGGGGAGAUGUCAUAGGUUUUAAACCUGCUGAUCUCUUUGAUGAUGAACAGUAUGAAGAAAACGAAGAUGACUUCAGCGAAUUUCUUAAAGCGUCCAAAGAACUUGAAAAUAUUGGAGAAGAAGAAAUAAUGGAAACAGACAUUAAGCCUAAUGUGAGCCCUUUAAAGUUUGAUGACAUAUUUGGAAAUGAAACAGAUAUUGUUGACAUGCAGACUGUUCAUGGUAAAGAACAUGAUGUGGAAGAAUUUCAUGGUCAGCCAACAGAUGUGGAAACAUUUCAUGAACAGUCAGAUGAACUGGUAGCAGUGAAGAAGGAGACAACAGAUGUGGAAAAAGUUGUUGAGGUUCCGAAAGCAGUUAUAAAGAAGGAAGAAAGUCAUGCAGAUGUUAUUGAGAAAAAGGCUGAAACAACUGAUAUUGAUAAGGUACAGAAAGUUAUUAAGGAUGUAGCAAAAGUUCAGAAAGAUCAGGAAGAAAUUGAUGAUUCUAAAGAUAAAAAUAUGGGUGAUCCUAAUAAGAAUAAAAAAUGAGAACACUUUUAUUUAAUGUUGUGAAGUAGUACCAUUUCAAUUAGAUGUAUUUGUGUUGAACAUGUCAUAAUGUAGCUUUGUGCUAUAUUUAUCUGUUUUGAAAAUGUUCAUGUAAUGGUCAUUGUUUUGGUUGUAUACAAAUAAAAUGUUGCA
Messenger RNA from Mya arenaria, 1388 nucleotides. RefSeq lists its product as uncharacterized. Gene Ontology annotation, cellular component: mitochondrial small ribosomal subunit. The transcript has 4 exons. NCBI's taxonomy places the organism in Eukaryota, Metazoa, Mollusca, Bivalvia, Myida, Myidae. The record is from RefSeq and is a predicted model, not a curated record. The coding region runs from base 24 to 1235 and encodes 403 amino acids.